Molecule: messenger RNA, 822 nt
Organism: Priapulus caudatus
Lineage: Eukaryota; Metazoa; Priapulida; Priapulimorpha; Priapulimorphida; Priapulidae
Product: TNF receptor-associated factor 4-like
Exons: 5
Coding region: 1-822 (273 amino acids)
Biological process (GO): regulation of canonical NF-kappaB signal transduction; protein K63-linked ubiquitination; tumor necrosis factor-mediated signaling pathway
Cellular component (GO): plasma membrane signaling receptor complex
Molecular function (GO): zinc ion binding; protein binding
Source: RefSeq, a predicted model, not a curated record
AUGGAUCCAUUUUGCCCCGCUACCAAAUUUUUUCAGGCCCACCACGACGAGUGCAAGUUCAACAUGGUCGAGUGCAGACUCAAAUGUGGCGUGACGCUGGAGGCGCGCUAUCUGAAGAAGCACAUGGAGAAGGAGUGUCCACGCCGCAUCGUCGCCUGCGACUUCUGCGCGGAUAAGAUGGAGUAUGACGAGGAACUGGAGCAUCUGAACACCUGCCCGAAGCUGCCUGUCACCUGCCCGAACGGCUGCCAGACGAAAAACAUCGCUCGCGCCGACCGUCUCGAGAUGCGGAAACACGAGGAGAAUGGAGCUGCAGCAGCACGUUGGUCUGCUCGGUGCGGCGGCGCCGCUAGCAAGGUCACCUAUGACAUGCAGCGUCAGGUCACAAACAUCGACGCAGAGGUACAAUCGUUCAAGAAAUUAUACGGCUCACAGCUUCUUUGGAAGAUCGACAAAUAUGGCGAGAAGCUGCACGACGCAAAGUCGGGCAAGAAGACAACCAUCUACUCCCCUCCAUUCAUGACCAGUCGUUACGGUUACAAAAUGGCAAUGAGUGCUUGUCCGAAUGGCGACGGAAGGGCUCUGGGCAAGUUUGUAUCCGUCUUCAUCUGUCUAUGCAAAGGCGACUACGACUCGCUCAACGCUUGGCCGUUCGGACACAAAGUGACCUUCACGAUGAUUGACCAAUGCGAAGAUCCGAACGCUCGCAAGAACAUUGUCUUUACCGUCAGACCAAACGCCAUCAAGGAGAACCAGGCGUUCCUCGGUCGUCCCAUCGCUGAACGAAACGCCAGCUUCGGCACUCAGAAAUUCUGUCUGUAA